GCAGCCGGGCGCAGCGGGCCGCGAUGCAGCAGCAGCAGCAGGAGUCGCCCCAGGGCAGUGGCAGAGGCAGCAGCGGGCGGCGCUGAGCGGUCACCGCCGUCACUGAGGAAGAAGUCGGCCCAGACGCCACCGCGUCCCGACGCCCACGUCCCGACCCCCGUGCGGCGAUCCCUGGCGCCCCGAACCUAACGUCCGGCUCUGCCAACUUUUACGCUGCCUCGGCGGCCCGGUCCGGCUCGACGCCAAUGGUGGAGGCCAUAGUGGAGUUUGACUACCAGGCCCAGCACGACGAUGAGCUGACAAUCAGCGUGGGUGAAGUCAUCACCAACAUCAGGAAGGAGGAAGGAGGAUGGUGGGAGGGACAGAUCAAUGGCAGGAGAGGUUUGUUCCCUGACAACUUUGUAAGAGAAAUAAAAAAAGAUAUGAAGAAAGACCCUCUCUCCAACAAAGCUCCAGAAAAGCCCAUGCAUGACGUGUCCAGUGGAAACUCUUUGCUGUCUUCUGAAACAAUUUUAAGAACCAAUAAGCGAGGCGAGCGACGGAGGCGCCGAUGCCAGGUGGCAUUCAGCUACCUGCCCCAGAAUGAUGAUGAGCUUGAGCUGAAAGUCGGUGACAUCAUAGAAGUGGUAGGAGAGGUAGAGGAAGGAUGGUGGGAAGGUGUUCUCAAUGGGAAGACUGGAAUGUUUCCCUCCAACUUCAUCAAGGAGCUGUCGGGGGAGUCAGAUGAACUUGGUAUAUCCCAGGAUGAGCAGCUGUCCAAGUCAAGCUUAAGGGAAACCACAGGCUCCGAGAGCGAUGGGGGUGACUCAAGCAGUACCAAGUCCGAAGGUGCCAACGGGACAGUGGCAACUGCAGCCAUUCAACCCAAGAAAGUCAAAGGAGUUGGCUUUGGUGAUAUUUUCAAAGACAAACCAAUCAAACUAAGGCCAAGGUCAAUUGAAGUAGAAAAUGACUUCCUGCCAGUAGAAAAGACAAUUGGGAAGAAGUUACCUCCAGGAACACCAACUCCAGAUCCAUCAAAAACAGAAAUGGACAGCAGAACAAAGACCAAGGAUUACUGUAAAGUCAUCUUUCCAUAUGAGGCCCAGAAUGACGAUGAAUUGACAAUCAAAGAAGGAGAUAUUGUGACUCUCAUCAAUAAGGACUGCAUUGAUGUAGGCUGGUGGGAAGGAGAGCUCAAUGGCAGACGAGGAGUGUUCCCUGAUAAUUUCGUGAAGCUGCUUCCACCGGACUUUGACAAAGAAGGGAAUAGACCUAAGAAACCACCACCUCCAUCCGCUCCUGUCAUCAAACAAGGGGCAGGUACCACAGAAAGAAAACAUGAGAUUAAAAAGAUACCUCCUGAAAGACCAGAAACACUUCCGAACAGAACAGAAGAGAAAGAAAGACCAGAGAGAGAGCCAAAACUGGAUUUACAGAAGCCCUCCGUUCCUGCCAUCCCACCAAAAAAGCCUCGGCCACCUAAGACCAAUUCUCUCAACAGACCUGGGGCACUGCCCCCAAGAAGGCCAGAACGACCAGUGGGCCCACUGACACACUCCAGUUGUGGAAGCUGGUUGUCCAGGGAGUCAGAAGUGUUGGUUUCUUCUAAGACCACUGUCUUUCGCAUGCAGAAGGCCACCGUGGGUGACGGUCCAAAGAUUGACUUGACGGGCAGCGCACUCUCUGGCAUCUUGGAUAAGGACCUCUCAGACCGCAGCAAUGACAUUGACCUAGAAGGUUUUGACUCUGUGGUAUCAUCUACUGAGAAACUAAGUCACCCAACAACAAGCAGACCAAAAGCUACGGGGAGGCGACCUCCAUCCCAGUCACUCACAUCUUCCUCCCUUUCAAGUCCCGAUAUCUUUGACUCCCCAAGUCCCGAAGAAGAUAAAGAGGAACACAUUUCGCUUGCGCACAGAGGAAUAGACGUGUCAAAGAAGACUUCCAAGACUGUUACCAUAUCCCAAGUAUCCGACAACAAGGCAUCCCUGCCACCCAAGCCAGGGACCAUGGCAGCUGGCAGUGGUGGGCCAGCUUCUCUCUCUUCAGUGGCAUCCUCUCCCCUCUCAUCCUCUUUGGGAACAGCUGGACAUAGAGCCAAUUCCCCAUCUCUGUUCAGCAUAGAAGGAAAACCAAAGAUGGAGCCUGCAGCCAGCAGCCAGGCAGCUGUAGAGGAACUAAGGACACAAGUCCGUGAGCUGAGGAGCAUUAUUGAGACCAUGAAGGACCAGCAGAAACGAGAGAUUAAGCAGUUACUGUCAGAGUUGGAUGAAGAGAAGAAAAUCCGACUUCGGUUGCAGAUGGAAGUGAAUGACAUAAAGAAAGCUCUUCAAUCAAAAUGAAUACUUGAUAAUUGAGAUGUUGCAUUAUUCAUCCUGAGUCUAAGACUCAAAUUUUCUGCCCCAGCCAAAAUAAUCUUGUGCCAAAAGAUAAAAGGUUUGCCUCAACAUGUCCCUGUUUGAAAGAUUAGCACAAAAGUCUUGAUAGCACAACACAAAUUCCACCCAAGAGGAGAAUCUUCCCCAUGGUGUAGUCCUGGGUCUGCCAGUGGUUGUGAGUUAGAGCAAAUUGUGCUAAAGGCUUUUCUACCUUGAGAUCUCAUGUGAAAAGAAAACUCAGGCAGUUUAGUCCAUAGUGGUACUAUUUUGAUGAUAUUUUCCAUUAAUAAAAUGUAAUUUCAGAUUAUUCGUUUACAAGCUUUAUAAUUUUAUGAUUUUUUAAAUCUUGUUUGUCACAGAUGCCCCUAGUGUUUGUACUACACCUAGUCAGAAGAAGCGAGCGUCUUUUUCUUUUGCUCUAGGCAGAAAGCUGUCUCGCUUUGUGUUUCCCUUUAGGAUUCUAUUACAUAUGCAAUUUUAGGUCCAAUUCAUCCCUUCCCCUGCCAGCAGACCCCACCACCCUAACAGAAAUUUUAGCUUAUAUUUGAUGGUAUAUUUACAAAAAGAGAAAAGAGAAAAUCUGGUAUUUGCAAUGAUCUGUGCCUUCUUUCUACCACCCUCUUGAUUGGAGCUUUUGUGAUGCAGCUACCAUGAUUGAAAACAAUUAAAAUAAAGAAGUCAAAAUCGGCCUCUUAUCCUUGUCCGCUAGAGGCCACUGUCUCCACAGCUUCUCUUGCCCUAGCCAGAGGUCCUAAGAGGAGCCUGCUGAGAAGUCUGAAGUGCUCUGUGUGUGGUACCAGCUGUGACUUUUCAGUUUCUCCUACUUUUAGGUUGUUCAUGAAACUAGAAAUGUCAUGCCUGCUUGAUUUUUCAUCAUUCAUCAGCCAAGUUAAACCCCUGCUUCCUGUCCUUUGCACCUUUUGCGUGAACAGAAUAUGCAUUAUUAAAGCAAAAAUAAAUAAAAGUAAAAUGCAAAUGAAAA
This is a messenger RNA of Jaculus jaculus (lesser Egyptian jerboa), 3342 nucleotides long. It is a transcript of the gene Sh3kbp1, whose product is annotated as SH3 domain containing kinase binding protein 1. Bases 246 to 2324 code for a protein of 692 amino acids. Gene Ontology annotation, molecular function: protein binding. The record is from RefSeq and is a predicted model, not a curated record. The transcript has 19 exons. NCBI's taxonomy places the organism in Eukaryota, Metazoa, Chordata, Mammalia, Rodentia, Dipodidae.